Molecule: messenger RNA, 1098 nt
Organism: Perognathus longimembris pacificus (Pacific pocket mouse)
Lineage: Eukaryota; Metazoa; Chordata; Mammalia; Rodentia; Heteromyidae
Product: left-right determination factor 2-like
Exons: 4
Coding region: 1-1098 (365 amino acids)
Biological process (GO): SMAD protein signal transduction; BMP signaling pathway
Cellular component (GO): extracellular region
Molecular function (GO): growth factor activity; transforming growth factor beta receptor binding; cytokine activity
Source: RefSeq, a predicted model, not a curated record
AUGUGGCCCCUGUGGCUCUGCUGGGCGCUCCGGGGGCUGCUCCUGGCGAGCCCCGGGGCGGCGCUGACGGAGCGGCAGGUCCUGGGCAGCCUGCUGCAGCAGCUCGGGCUGCGCCGGGCGCCCGCGCUGGGCCGGGCGGAGGUGGCGGGCCUGGCCAUCCCGGCCCCGGUGAGGGCGCAGUACGUGGCCCUGCUGCGCCAGAGCCACGGGGACCGCUCGCGCGGGAAGCGGUUCAGCCAGCACUUCCGAGAGGUGGCGGGCCGGCUCCUGGUGUCCGAGGCGUCCUCGCUCGUGCUGGCGUUCGGCCUGGAGCAGCAGCUGCCGGCGCACCGCGAGCUGGUGCAGGCCGUGCUGCGGCUCUUCCAGCAGCCGGUGCCCCGGGCCGCGGGCCGCCGGCCGGAGCGCAGCGCCCGCGCGCAGGUCUCGGUGGAGUGGCUGCGCGUGCGCGACGACGGCUCCAAUCGCACCUGGCUCGUCGACUCCAGGCUGGUGUCCGUCCACGACAGCGGCUGGAAGGCCUUCGACGUGACGGAGGCCGUGACCUUCUGGCAGCAGCUGAGCCGGCCCCGGCCGCCGCUGCUGCUGCAGGUGUCGGUGCGCCGGGAGCCGCUGGGCCCCGGGGCCGCGGGCGCGCACCGCCUGGUCCGCUUCGGGGCGCCGGGCCCGGCGGGGGCCGCGCAGGCCGCGCCGCAGCUGGAGCUGCACACGCUGGACCUCAGGGACUACGGAGCGCAAGGCAAUUGCCAGCCCGAGGCGGAGGCGCGCGAGGCCGAGGGCGCCCGGUGCUGCCGCCGCGAGACCUACCUGGACCUGCAGGGGCUGCGGUGGGCCGAGAACUGGGUCCUGGAGCCGCCGGGGCUGCUGGUGUACGAGUGCGUGGGGCGCUGCCGGCAGCCCCCGGAGCCCCUGGCCCUGCGGUGGCCGUUCCUGGGCCCUCGGCAGUGCGUGGCCUCCGAGACGGCCGCCCUGCCCGUGAUCGUCAGCGCCCGCGAGGGCGGCCGCGCCCGGCCCCAGGUGGUGAGCCUGCCCGGCCUGCGGGUGCAGAGGUGCGGCUGCGCCUCCGACGGGGCGCCGGUGCCCCGCCGCCUGCAGCCCUAG